AUGCCACCUGAGCGGGCUGGUUCUGAGCGCACAUUAGCAUCGACUUCUGGAACUCGUCCUGCCGAGAAAUACCAGAUGUCAAAGAUCGCCCUGUUGGCAAUGCUUUGGGAGCAAGCAAGAGAGCCAUGCGUCAUGGGAGUGUUGGCUAGCCACUUGGAGCGAUUCUGCCUCGACACAAACUGGCAUCCUGCUUCGCGGUUUCCAGGGAUUCAUACGUUCUGUGACAACAGCGAACCACAUUUCCGUUUGGAAGAUGCUCGCAGAGUCUUGAGGGAGAUCGAAACCAAGCUCUUGGGAUUUUCCAAGGUGUACAAAGCCUCAGACAUACAUAUCCUUCGUUUCAUGCUGUCAUUCGCAACGAUUCCGAUUUGGCCGGAGCACGUUCUUGGUCUUGCCAUCUACGGCUGCGCUGAGAUUCGAAGCAGAGAGUUCUCGCGUGAGCUGAUCAACUUUGCAGGUUUCGCGAAUGACCUGGUUCUGACAGUACGCUCAAUUGUGGAUACCCGAGGCCCGAACGAGUGCCAACACAUUGCUGGAAAUCAGCACACCAGCUUGCACAUUCUCACGCAAGAAGUGAGCCGGCACAUGCCGUACUCUGCCGAUAUGAGAGAACUGUGCAAAUUUCUCGAGGAGAUUGAUGAUUCAGGCUGUCAGGGAAUGUUUCAGAAAGCCUUCAGCAGGUUUGGAGAAGCAGUGUUUGCAGAAGUUGGGUUCACUGCUCUAGCAGGAAUGAUGGAUCAGUUAUGCCUGGGACCAGCAGUUCAAGGACGACCCAGACUGGAGAAGAUCUUUAAAGAGGAGCAGCGUGCGAUGUACGAGAGGGACCUAGAAGCGCGUCGGCUUUACCUUCAAGCACACCGUGAUUUCUUGCGCAGGUUCUUCUCAAAAUAG
Molecule: messenger RNA, 891 nt
Organism: Exophiala oligosperma
Lineage: Eukaryota; Fungi; Ascomycota; Eurotiomycetes; Chaetothyriales; Herpotrichiellaceae
Exons: 1
Coding region: 1-891 (296 amino acids)
Source: RefSeq, a predicted model, not a curated record